This is a messenger RNA of Pipistrellus nathusii (Nathusius's pipistrelle), 1134 nucleotides long. NCBI's taxonomy places the organism in Eukaryota, Metazoa, Chordata, Mammalia, Chiroptera, Vespertilionidae. The record is from the annotation of a GenBank genome assembly.
AUGAAGUUUCCAGGGCCUUUGGAAAAUCAGAGAUUGUCUUUCCUUUUGGAAAAGGCAAUCUCUAGGGAAGGUCAGAUGUGGAAGGUAAAUGUGCCGAAAAUGCCUACAAACCAGAAUGUUUCUCCAUCCCAGAGAGAUGAAGUGAUUCAGUGGUUGGCCAAACUCAAGUACCAAUUCAACCUUUAUCCAGAAACAUUUGCUUUGGCUAGCAGUCUUUUGGACAGGUUUUUAGCUACUGUAAAGGCCCAUCCAAAAUACUUGAGUUGCAUUGCAAUCAGCUGUUUUUUCCUAGCUGCCAAGACUGUUGAGGAAGAUGAGAGAAUUCCAGUACUGAAGGUGUUGGCAAGAGACAGUUUCUGUGGAUGUUCUUCAUCUGAAAUUCUGAGAAUGGAGAGAAUUAUUCUGGAUAAGUUGAAUUGGGACCUUCACACAGCCACACCAUUGGAUUUUCUUCACAUUUUCCAUGCCAUUGCAGUGUCAACUAGGCCUCAGUUACUUUUCAGUUUGCCUAAACUGAGCCCAUCUCAACAUUUGGCAGUCCUAACCAAGCAACUACUUCACUGUAUGGCCUGCAACCAACUUCUGCAAUUCAAAGGAUCCAUGCUUGCUCUGGCCAUGGUUAGUUUGGAAAUGGAGAAACUCAUUCCUGAUUGGCUUCCCCUUACAAUUGAAUUGCUUCAAAAAGCACAGAUGGAUAGCUCCCAGUUGAUACACUGUCGGGAGCUUGUGUCACAUCACCUUUCAACUCUGCAGUCUUCCUUGCCUCUAAAUUCCGUUUAUGUCUACCGCCCCCUCAAGCACACCCUGGUGACCUGUGACAAAGGAGUGUUCAGAUUACAUCCCUCCUCUGUCACAGGCCCAGAUUUCUCCAAGGACAACAGCAAACCAGAAGUGCCAGUCAGAGGUACAGCAGCCUUCUAUCAUCAUCUCCCAGCUGCCAGUGGGUGCAAGUAUACCUCUGCCAAACGUAAAGUAGAGGAAAUGGAAGUGGAUGACUUCUAUGAUGGAAUCAAGCGGCUCUAUAAUGAAGAUAAUGCUUCAGAAAAUGUGGGGUCUGUGUGUGGCACUGAUUUAUCAAGGCAGGAGGGACAUGCUUCCCCUUGUCCUCCUCUGCAGCCUGUGUCUGUCAUGUAG